AUGGUCGCCAUCACCCUGCUCACCUCUGCUCUCUUUGCGACCGCGGCACUUGCGGCUCCCUCGUCUCGUUCGCGCCUCGAGCAGCGUAUGGCCCGCCGUUCCUUGGGUGCUCACCUGUCCACGCCCAACCAGAGGAUAACUGCCGCUACCGACUUUACGGGCCCGAAGACUGAGGCUACCACCGCAUACAGCUCCAACUGGGCUGGCCCGGUCUACAACGCCAACGCUGGUACCUACAAGGCUGUCACCGGAACCUUCACUGUUCCCACGCCCUCUGCGCCCUCUGGCGGCCGUGGUAGCUAUGCUGCCUCCGCUUGGGUCGGUAUCGAUGGCGAUUCAUGCGACACCGCCAUCCUUCAGACCGGCCUUGAUUUCACCAUUGAUAACGGCAAAGUCAGCUAUGAUGCCUGGUACGAGUGGUACCCUGAUUACGCGUACGACUUCUCCGGCAUUAGUUUCUCUGCUGGCAACGAGGUCCGCGUUACUGUCACUGCCACCAGCACGACAUCCGGCACUGCAGUCAUUGAGAACCUGACCACCGGGGAGACUGUCACUCAGGACAUCACUUCCUCGUCGGCUCUGUGCGAGCAGGAUGCCGAGUGGAUCGUUGAGGACUUCACCGAGGGUAACUCCCUUGUGCCGUUUGCCAACUUCGGCUCCGUUGCCUUCACCAGCGCUGAGGCUACCACCUCUUCCGGCUCCACUCAGGGCCCCAGCGGUGCGACCUACAUCUUCGACAUCGAGCAGAACAACAAGGUCCUGACUUCUGUCACUACCGGCACGAGCACCACCACCAUCACCUACGUGUAG
Molecule: messenger RNA, 810 nt
Organism: Dacryopinax primogenitus
Lineage: Eukaryota; Fungi; Basidiomycota; Dacrymycetes; Dacrymycetales; Dacrymycetaceae
Exons: 3
Coding region: 1-810 (269 amino acids)
Biological process (GO): proteolysis
Molecular function (GO): glutamic-type endopeptidase activity
Source: RefSeq, a predicted model, not a curated record